UCUAGUGAACGACAACUACAUAACCUCGCAAAUAAGUUAUAGUUGUAGUACAAAUUAUUGUACUCCAAACUAAAUUUUAACGUGUUUUUUGUUCCAAUAUGUGUUUUUUAAUAUCAUGAUAGUUCGACAAUAUAAUGACAACGGAAUAAUAUGAUGCUCCUAACUCACGGGGCGUCAGUGAAGUGAGAUAGAAUGAGAAUGAAGUCAGUAUCAACCUUAUAGGACGUAAAAAUGGUGAAAGAAACUACUUACUAUGAUAUUCUUGGGGUCAAACCCGCCUGUACAACGGACGAAUUAAAGAAGCAGUACAGAAAAUUGGCUCUUAAGUAUCACCCCGAUAAAAACCCAAAUGAAGGUGAAAGGUUUAAACAAAUCUCACAAGCAUAUGAAGUUUUGUCCAAUCCUGAUAAAAGGCGUAUUUAUGAUCAAGGUGGGGAGCAAGCAUUGAAGGAAGGUGGUGCUGGAGGCAGUGGUUUCUCCUCGCCUAUGGAUUUGUUUGAUAUGUUCUUUGGUGGUGGCUUUAGCGGAGGUCGUAGGCGCGGUCGCGAACGAAAGGGCAAAGAUGUUAUUCAUCAGUUAUCAGUAACACUUGAAGAAUUGUAUCGUGGCGCGGUUCGGAAACUUGCAUUACAGAAGAAUGUAAUCUGUGAUAAAUGUGAGGGGCGUGGUGGCAAAAAGGGUGCUGUGCAAACUUGUCCUACCUGUCGUGGUAGUGGAAUGCAAGUGCAAAUACAACAGCUUGCACCUGGUAUGAUCCAACAAAUUCAGACUGUAUGUAGUGAAUGUCGAGGGCAAAGAGAAAUAAUUGAUCCUAAAGAUCGGUGCAAAGUGUGCCAGGGGCGCAAGACAGUACGUGACCGUAAAAUUCUGGAAGUGCAUGUCGAUAAAGGUAUGACAGAUGGUCAGAAGAUUGUUUUCGGUGGAGAAGGUGAUCAGGAGCCAGAAUUGGAGCCAGGUGACCUUAUCAUUGUGUUGGAUGAAAAGGAACAUGAUACAUUUAAACGAUCUGGAGAUGACCUCAUUCUACGAUUAAAUAUCGAGUUGGUGGAAGCACUAUGUGGUUACCAAAAAGUGAUUAGGACCUUGGAUGACAGAGACAUAGUAAUAACGGUGAUGCCUGGAGAAGUAACCAAACAUGGCGAUGUCAAGUGCGUGUUGAAUGAAGGAAUGCCUAUGUAUAAAAAUCCAUUUGAAAAAGGUCAACUGAUUAUUCAAUUCUUAGUUAAUUUUCCUGAACGUAUUCCACAUGAAGUUAUUCCUGCAUUGGAGAAUUGUCUGCCAGCUCGACCUAGAGUGGAGAUCCCGGAGUUGGCUGAAGAAUGUAAUCUGGUGGAUUUGGAUCCUGAUCAAGAGAAUAGAAGAAGACGAGCACAUCAUGGCAAUGCUUAUGAAGAACAACCAGGCAUGGAGCGAGUUCAUUGUGCUACUAGUUAAAUUGUUACAAAGACGCACUACCGAUGUACCUAAUUCAUUACCUACUCUAUUGAUUAACAGAAUAGUUCGUAAUUUCAGUUAUUUAUGGUGUGCGUGAAAUGUAACAGAUUAAUAUUGAUAGGCUUAUAUGUUAAGUUACUUAAAAUAAUUUGUUCAUUUAGCAUUUUAGUGCUUUUACAAUAUUGUAAUUAAUCGGUCUUAGCAAAUGCUAUUACAGUUGUAACAUCCAUUUAGAUGCGCUGUCACAUUAGUUGUAAUUUUAUGUCUCAACAUUAUUGUAUUUGCUAUAUGUAUACAAAAAAACAUUCAUAUUAUGUUUUUUUGUAUAUUAUUAUUUAUGUUUUGUAAAAGAUAGAUGUAAAUAUUCUUUUGUAUUCCUCAGCUUAUGGAGGUAACCUAAAUAAUUUUUACAUCUAUUGAAAAACAUGCGAGUAGAAAUUCAUUAUCUAAACAAUUAUUUUAUUUGAUUUAAAUAAUAUUUUUCUACUUAUAUUGGUGAUUUUAUUUAACUGGUGUGGUAUAUUAAUUGGGAAUUGCAAACUUUCAGUAAUAUUAUUAAUUCUUUAAUAAAUAUUACUAUACAUUUAUUAGUGUGCUCAGAAAUCAGAAUAAUAGACAUUUUAAGUCCUUUAAUAUACUUGAUAACAUAUUGGUUUCCUAUUAUAAUUAUAGGUUUUGUUAUAUAUAUACCUGUGGUUUAUUGAAAUUAUAGUGUCAAUGCCUGAUGAUGUGUUAUUUAAUAUUUAUAAUAUUAGUUCCGUAGGAAUUAGGUAUUGUCUUUUAUAAUAUAAUAUA
Achroia grisella is the source of this 2229-nucleotide messenger RNA. RefSeq names its product dnaJ homolog subfamily A member 1 (gene Droj2). Gene Ontology annotation, molecular function: Hsp70 protein binding; ATP binding. NCBI's taxonomy places the organism in Eukaryota, Metazoa, Arthropoda, Insecta, Lepidoptera, Pyralidae. Gene Ontology annotation, biological process: protein refolding; response to heat. Gene Ontology annotation, cellular component: cytoplasm; cytosol. The transcript is spliced from 8 exons. Bases 232 to 1434 code for a protein of 400 amino acids. The record is from RefSeq and is a predicted model, not a curated record.